AUGUUACUGGCUGGAACCUGGCAAACUGGACGGAAAAGAGUGACAAACAGCAAUGGAACACCUCCACUACUUUCGAGGGGGGCCACCACGGCUGACGGCGCUCCCUACUGGGCAGGUGGUGCCUUCCGCGCUGUGUCCCCAUCCAUUCAGCGGUCACUGGUCAGUCACCCUGCCAUGACAAAGGGGAACCCAAACAUCCAUUCGAUAUCCAUCAAGGCCCAGUUCAGUCCUCUCCAGCAACUUUCUCCAACCCUUGAGCGCAUUCGUCAAUCAUACUACCUACCAUACAACACUGGCAAUACCCUCAUCCUCGACUUUGAUCAAUCGCCGGAAAGUCAGACUCUCGAUACCGACCCGCCUCAACAUCCGCGAUUGCAAAGAACUUCGUUCCACCCCUUUUCGACGACCUCAUCACUCUCCGCAACCAUGAGACCCUCCACCUUCCUCGUCGCCGCUCUGGCUGUCGUCCCCGGUGCUCUCGCCGUCGACCAGAUGAAGUCCGUCAUCGUCUGGGCCAAAACCGAUUCCGUCGGUGACGACAUCAUUCAGAGGGCGAAGCAAUCCAUCAUCGAUGCCGGCGGUCAGAUCACCCAUACCUACUCUUUGAUUAGGGGAUUUGCCGCCGUCACACCUGCUAAGGUCCUUGAAUCUGUUCAAGCCUUCAGCGAAAGCCUCACAAUCGAAGAGGACCACACCGUCACCAACUCCGUAUAG
This is a messenger RNA of Colletotrichum lupini, 714 nucleotides long. RefSeq lists its product as uncharacterized. The coding region runs from base 1 to 714 and encodes 237 amino acids. The record is from RefSeq and is a predicted model, not a curated record. Gene Ontology annotation, biological process: vacuole fusion, non-autophagic. Gene Ontology annotation, molecular function: endopeptidase inhibitor activity. The transcript has 5 exons. NCBI's taxonomy places the organism in Eukaryota, Fungi, Ascomycota, Sordariomycetes, Glomerellales, Glomerellaceae.